GACGAACAACAAGUUCAAGUCAAAUUGCAAGAAUUAUUUCUCGCUUCAAGAAAACUCCGUUUCUUGCAUCUCAAGUCAGAGGAAGAGUUAAUAUUUACUGCUAAGUUAUGUGGAGAACAUAAGCCUUUGUUCUUAGGGGCUGAUGUAUUGUCUAACUGCUCGAUUGCCGUCUCAAAUCUUCCAAGAACGCACGCGAAAUUUGCCAAGAAGGGUCUUGCAAUGAAAGUUAACUUUCCUUCUUUCUUAAGAAUUACUGGUAUCCAAGGAACUGGUAAAGGAGUUUGGUUUUAUAGUAUACAAGGUCUUUUUAGAGUAGCGUUUGAGAUGUAUCCUCGGGAAGAGCAGUUGGAUUUGUUGAAGUGCUUGCAAAGUGUUUGGACUUUGAGGUUUGGGGAUCAGCUAUUGAGGGAAAUCGUAAAUCCUUUACGAUUUGACUUAUGUGAAAAUAGAAGGGAAGAAAUGAAUGUUGAGAAAGUGGAUUCCGAUGGGAAAGAGGUUCCAUUAUCUGUUACAAACUCUUCUCAAUGUAGCACAAACCAAAACACAUGUUAUGCAAAUGCGUCUAAUGAGAUCACAAAGACAGUUCUCGAAGAACAAAAUUCAGAAAACGAUAUUGAAAAUGUUCAAAAACAACAACUACAUCACUGGAAAUAUGAAGAUAUUUUACCAGAGCUCACAGACCUGAUGAGAAUUCGUGACAAUAGCAAAAGUAGAAGUGAAUUUGAUGCAAUAGUUACAUCCCUUAGAACCCUGCUACAAAGUUACAAAAGUCUAACUUCUGAGCAUUCUCCRAUGGAUCACCAACAGAAGUUUYUGUAUGCAACGAGUUACUGKGUUGGAAAUGAGUUUAGUAAAUACAAAGAAGAAAUAUCCCAGAAAGUAAYAGAGUUUAAGAAAAGACACAUUGCAGCAAUCGACAGCCUUCCUCCUGCUGAGAGAGUCAUUAUGGAACUCUUCCCACAGCCAAUGAUUGUGUUGUUGAAAACAUGGAUGAAAGAUGAGACACAAAAACCUCAAACAUUUUUACCUUUCCCAUUGAUACAGCUGAUUUUGGAGUUUGCCAACCAAACUCUUGUUUCUGGAGUUGCUCAUGUGUUGUACUCUCGUCUGAUACGAUCUGAGAGUGUUUGAUAGUAAAUACUACCUUGUUG
Molecule: messenger RNA, 1151 nt
Organism: Actinia tenebrosa (Australian red waratah sea anemone)
Lineage: Eukaryota; Metazoa; Cnidaria; Anthozoa; Actiniaria; Actiniidae
Source: RefSeq, a predicted model, not a curated record